Messenger RNA from Symbiodinium sp. CCMP2592, 330 nucleotides. The record is from the annotation of a GenBank genome assembly. NCBI's taxonomy places the organism in Eukaryota, Dinophyceae, Suessiales, Symbiodiniaceae.
AUGCUGGAGACGCGCCGUGGCCGGCAUGGCAUGUCGGCCAAAGGACACCGUCCUCCCCGAACGUCUGUCACGGUGCCCGUGAUGGCUCCUGGCUCCUUCAAGUCUGCUUCUGCUGUGCAAAGCUGCCUCGUGAAGGCAAGGCACUUCAUGGUCUCAGCAAGUCCGGGAUCCAGGAGGCCGGGGGCCGGACGGGAUGAGCUGGAGGGACAGGGAUGCCAGGAAGUCACGCAGACCUUGCGGGGUCACGCUGCUGGCCGACCUUCCAUCUCUAAGGUCAUCGAGAGCGGGUGGUCAGGCCCUGCAGCUCCAGAGGCUGCGGUUCGGGCCUAG